AUGGACUUCACCAAGGCGUUCAUAGAAAGGAAGUUGCAACUAGAAGAACUUGAAUGUCUUAGGAUAGAGGCCUAUGAGAAUGCAAGGAUCUAUAAGGAGAAGACUAAGGCAUUUCAUGAUCACUAUAUCUGCAAGAAAGAUUUCCAAGAGGGUGAUGAAGUUCUUCUAUACAAUUCGAGACUUAGGUUCAUGCCCAAAAAGCUCCAUUCAAGGUGGGAUGGUCCCUUUAAAGUAAAGGAAGUGAAGUCUUAUGGAGUGGUUAAGCUAUUCCACCCUCAAAGUGGUGCAACAUUCAAAGUGAACGACCACAGGGUAAAGAAGUAUCAUGGUCAUAAGUCACCAAAGGAAUUGGAGGUGUUCCUUCUUGAGGAUGCACCUAAAGGAGGAGAGUCUUGA
Messenger RNA from Arachis ipaensis, 396 nucleotides. RefSeq lists its product as uncharacterized. The record is from RefSeq and is a predicted model, not a curated record. NCBI's taxonomy places the organism in Eukaryota, Viridiplantae, Streptophyta, Magnoliopsida, Fabales, Fabaceae.